CACACAUCAUAGACUAUAACAUGUCUAAAUCAUUCACUUCCAUGUUCACCGUUCACACGUACAGUUAUGGAUAAACUAACGUUAGUCCAGUUUUUGUUGUGUAUUGGGACAGUCUGGGGUCAUGGAAGAAUGAUUGAACCCCCAAUGAGGUCCUCCAUGUGGAGAUAUGGAUUUAAAACUCCUAAAAAUUAUAACGACAAUGAAUUAAACUGUGGCGGAUUUGCGAAAAUGAUGGAUGAUGGUGGUCGGUGUGGCCCUUGUGGUGACCCUUGGAUAAGUCCACGAAAUAAUGAAGCAGGUGGCAAAUAUGCCACAGGAGCUAUAGCGCGACAUUAUGCCACAGGGCAGAUCAUAAACGUGACAGUAGAAUUAACGAGCAAUCAUAAAGGGUACUAUGAAUUCCGACUCUGCCCUAAUAAUAAUCCAUCCAGGGCUGUAACUCAGGAAUGUCUAAACAGAAAUGUUUUGAAUAUCAUGGGUCACGGAAAGCGAUAUGUCAUAGACUCACCAGAUUCUAACUUAUUUAUGGAGUUUCAGCUAUCGCUACCACCAGGAUUGAGUUGUUCACAAUGCGUCUUACAGUGGAAAUGGCGAGCAGCUCAGAACAAGGGGAGCAAUGGACAUGGCGGUGAAUGUUUUGGAUGUGGACCCCAGGAACAUUUUAUAAACUGUGCGGACGUCUCAAUAGGAAGCCGAGCCAAUGCACUACCUCUAAAUCGACCGGGGCAAAGAGGUGUUUUUAUCAGCAAAUCAGGUCCUAAAAUGAAUGUUAUUCAUAGCCCUUCAAAAACUACUGCUGUACCGAAACAACCUGUUCGAAAAGUUUACGAUGCAUCUGUUAUGGAACCACCAGUGGAUUCGUAUUCUAAUAAUUACUUGCCAACGAGCUCAAAUUCUCAAACUUCUAAUAAUUACCAGCCAACGAGAUCAAACACUCAGAGUUCUAAUAAUUACCGUUCUAAUAAUUACCAGCCAAAGAACUCAAACGUUCAAAAUUCUAAUAAUUACCAACAAAGGAACUCAAACACUCAAAGGAAUUCAAAUACUGGUCAUAGGUCAGCUUCUUCUCAAAAUAAAAUAUAUGUGUAUCAAAGGGAAGAGUCACCUCAAGAGUACACAAACAAUCAUCAGACACAUAAAAGCUUUAACCAACAUUCACCAAUUUCGAAACAAGUGUCGUAUGAUAAAAUGUUGGAUUCUAAAAAUCAAGUUACAGCUAUGGUAUUGCAAUACGUAUCAUCGUUGCCAAUGGAUACGGCUAUGGAAUCUGGUAUGAUUGAAUGUGAUGGAUUUAUUCGCCCCGUGUGUAAAGCUGUGCCCCUGUGGAAUAACAAUAGACCGUUUGACGAAUGGUGUACUGUUUUAUGUCCCACUGGAGUAUGUCCGGCAGCCGUCUGCUCGUGUACAUGCCCGCCUAAACAAAACAAUAGACAAAACAAUGUUCAAUAUGGGCAUGAACAACAAAUGAAGUGUCGAAGUAUGACAUCGUUUGGGGAUCAAUCAAUGGAUAGAUGGUGUACAAUCACGUGUAAUUCAAACCCAGACAACUGCCCAAGUGACCACUGCUGGUGUGAUGGACUGUAAUCAAGUUAUAUGCAAAUUUAUAUGUGGAUUGUAUCAACCCAUUUUGAGUUGUUUUCAACAAGCCAUACCCCCAUGGAACUUGCAGCAAAUUUAGCACGCAUAGGCUAAAUAAACCUGCAUUGUUAGAUAUUUAUUGAUAUUUAUUUUAAAAUUGAUAAAAAAAAACAUGGAAAUAAUGGAUCGCAAAAUACACAUAUUUUGUGCAUUUCCACAACAAAAUAAUGUUUAACAAUCUACAUGUGUUGUCCAUUAAGUAUACAAGGUGACAGGUAAAAAUAACAUUGGGGAUAUAUGUUGUCAUUAGAUAUCUGGAACAUGCAUUAAGGUGAUGAGUGUUGAUUUUUUAUUACAAUGUGCCAAAUUUUAAACUUACUAGGACACAAUGAUCGGUCAAGAAAGUGAUAAAGAUAAUAUUUUGGACCCGGUAGAUAUUUCUUUCUUUUUCUUUUUAAAUGAACAACGAGGUUAUGAAUGCCGUACUAAAUCUGUCAUUAAAAAUCGUUGUGGAUUAAUAUCAAAAGACAAAAUUGUAACAAUAGGUUAUCACGAACUAGAGCAAAACAUCAACCUCGCCAUCAAUCUGUUUUACUUUUUUGCCAUCUUUUUGUGUAAUUUAUGAAACGAUGCAUGAAACCAUUGAAUAUAAUAAAUAUAUUUUACCGGUAA
This is a messenger RNA of Mytilus trossulus (common blue mussel), 2250 nucleotides long. RefSeq lists its product as uncharacterized. The record is from RefSeq and is a predicted model, not a curated record. The transcript is spliced from 3 exons. Lineage: Eukaryota; Metazoa; Mollusca; Bivalvia; Mytilida; Mytilidae. The coding region runs from base 67 to 1584 and encodes 505 amino acids.